UAUAAAUUAACUUUUAGUUAAUUCAUGUUUUACUGUUUAGCUGGUUCGAACGAAUUUUUUGUGGCUAUCCUGCUUGUAAAUUAUAGAUUUACUAAUUUUUGAAAGUUUCAGCCAUGACAUCCGUGCAGCCAUCAAGAGCGGCCCCACCAAAACCAGUUCCAAAACCUGGCCAGGUGAAAGUUGUGAGAGCCUUGUACAAAUAUGAUGCUCAACAGGCAGAUGAGCUUUCAUUUGACGAGGGUGAGUUGUUGUACAUCCUGGACAUGUCCAAUCCUGAUUGGUGGAAGGCAAAGUGUGGAACAACUUCAGGACUUGUGCCCAGCAACUAUGUCCAGGAGAGCAUGGAGUCGAUAGAGAACCCGCUACACGAGGCGGCCAAGCGAGGAAACAUCGAAUUCAUGGAGGAGUGCCUGCAAAAUAAGGUGUCUGUGAACGGCUUGGACAAGUCGGCCUCUACCCCUCUGCACUGGGCCUGCCACGGGGGGCACCUCGAUUGCGCCCGUCGACUGUUGUCCGAACCUCAGUGCCAGAUGAACGUCCAGAACAAGUUGGGAGACACUCCACUGCACAGUGCUGCUUGGAAGGGACAUCUGGAAGUCGUUGAACUGCUCGUCAAUCGAGGAGCCAGCACGAACGUAAGGAACAAUGAGAAGCAACUCGCUUUUGACCUGGCCAAGGAACCAAAAGUUGCCGCCUUGCUACAGCCUACAAACGAGUUGGACAGUGCCCAGCUGUGCAGCGACUACGGAGCCGACGAAGAUUCAGACUAGGAGGAGGGGGAGGAGGCACCACCAUUAGCAAUCAUCAUCAUCACCACCAUUAACAAUCGUCAUCAUCACCAAGAAUGUUCACGAACAUAAUCUCAGCAACGAAUCCAUCCGUCCACAUCAUAAAUUUAUUUAUUUCUCCUUAACCCGUUCUUAAAAUAUUCCGUAGAUUUGAAUUUAGAAUAACUUUAAGUGUUGAUAAUCAUUCCGGACAUCCAGCGCCUUCUCGUGCAAGCUUGUUCUUAUUUCCAUUUUUUCAGCGUAUCCAUCCUCACCCACCCACCCACCCAACCAACAUUCAUUUUUCUUACAUUUGCAACGUUUGCACUUCUUCUCCUAGAAAUAACUCCACCCUUUUCUGCUGUUAUUUCUACAUUGUCCCAUCCAAAUUAGUUCAUCGUCCCUUCUUACUCCAAUACAUCAUCAUCAGUUAUGACUCAUCCAUCGUUCCAUCAUUCCAUUCUUUGAUGGCCACCAGUUCCAACCCCACCGCUUCUCUUCAUUCUUCCAAUCUACCAUUCCAUGCAAUCGAUUGAUUGAUUGAAUCUCCACAGACCUCUGUGAUCCACGUGCUCUCGCCUCCCAAUCCUCAUCCACUGUUACUUCAAUUGUUAUCUUUCAUUACAUCAAUUGUUGUUACCUUCAGACGAACACACACGCGCGCAUCUGAUACACAUGUAGACACAUACGAACACGUAAGCACACACACACACACACACGCAUGUUCAGUACAAACACACAAUCAUAUGCACACAUUUCAACCAGUCAGUUAAAUUCAAUUUAUUUUUUUCAACAGCUUAACACUUGAACUCAUUAAGAUUUCAGACAUUUAUUCGCACGUGCACAAUGUGAUUGCUUGUAUUUAUAACGUUGUAGUCAUGUAGAUAUUGGUUGAUUAGAACAUCAAUUAUUUCGUUCCAUUGCGCCAAUAAA
Molecule: messenger RNA, 1700 nt
Organism: Helobdella robusta
Lineage: Eukaryota; Metazoa; Annelida; Clitellata; Rhynchobdellida; Glossiphoniidae
Exons: 9
Coding region: 114-770 (218 amino acids)
Biological process (GO): signal transduction
Molecular function (GO): protein binding
Source: RefSeq, a predicted model, not a curated record